GCCGCUUUGUGGUCAAUAACUGCUAUUGUUAGGGGACAGAUAUGUAUCUUGACAGUAUAUCCAUAAUCUUUGGAUACACGCGAAAUUAGUUAGCUAACGUUACAUGAAUUCCAUGAUGGGACGCAAAUCAUCUCAAACAGAUUGCCUACCUACACACAUAUUACUACAUAGAAGCCAUGCAGAGAGAGACGCCAAGACCGUGCCCUGUAGCUGUCAGUCUGUCGAUAGCAAAUGCUAACACUAAACUUAACAACUAUAUACGUCAGUCGGUGGACCACUUAAUAGAUAGAACAACGAGACAGAUAUUUCACUGGAUGUAAAAUGUGAAGCAUCCGCUUGGCGUUUCCACUCACUACCAAAUAUGGUAGGGAGAUGGGCGGACAGUUGGACAAUAUGGAACGAGGUGAAUUUAGCCGAAAUUCUGCACAUUUUCUCAUCGAUGAAACAUUUGAUCUCAAUACAGUAUUCUGUUUCCAAAACUAAAAUCUGUUACGAAAAGAAUAGACUAGGAAGACUUUAGCCUUUAGACUUUAGCCUUUGCAAAAGUUUUUUUUAAAUCGCUUUAUUUAGAAGGUGCGCAAAGGCGAAUUUGAGUUAUUGCGCACGCGCACUUCAGAGUAGGCGUUCCCUAGCGGACAUAUGCAGAUGUUUGCUAGAAACGCCAAUAGGAUCUCGCAGGCUCGUGCUUGGCUCUGCCCACUAUGACUCAUUUGUUCACAUUGGAAACGACAGGCUGUGGUCUAUCUUGGUUUACUGAUAAAGUAUUUGACUUCAUCGUCACAACAAAUGUUCCCGACUUGUUCCCAACGAGAAACUGCUGCACCGAUCUGAGGUGCAAGUUGAGUCUAUUCGCAGGAAUGGGAAAUUCAACCACCUGUAAUAACCAUCUGGGGAUCCCCCCAGCAAAAGGGCCCAAUGCCGUGGGAUGUUCAGAUUUCAUGAUGGAUCAUACUGUAAAGGGUACCUUCUUUCGGCUAUACUAUCCAUGUGUAGCAUACGAGGAUGCGGAAAAACCAGACUGGAUCCCAAGCAAAGAAUAUUUCUAUGGGCUUGCAGACUUCAUGAACAUCAACAGAGGCCUGAGUGAACUGAUUUUUAAUUACCUCUUUGGAUCUUUUAAGAUACCUGCUGCCAUGAAUGCCCCAUAUAAACAGAAUGGGAAGUGUCCAGUAGUUGUCUUCUCUCAUGGACUUGGAGCUUUCAGAACUUUAUAUUCAGCCAUAUGCGCAGAACUGGCCUCACAGGGUUUCAUAGUAGCAGCAGUGGAACACAGGGAUGAAUCUGCCGCUGCCACAUUCUUCUACCAUGGAAAGACUGAAGAGCCUGAGGAGAAAGAAGAGGAGUCGCUGCCGCCUAAACCCAACCCUGGGGCCCCAGAGAACCUGCUAGAGGAAUGGAUGUACUACAGAUCUCUGAAACCAGGCGAGAGUGAAUUCCCCCUCAGGAAUAAACAGGUGUUACAGAGAGCCGAUGAAUGCAUAAAGGCUUUGGAUAUACUCAUCCAAAUCAACUCGGGAAAGAAGAUGGAGAACGUGCUCGGGACAGAGUUUGACUGGAUGACUUUGGCGAACUCUAUGGACUUGUGCCGGAUAGCAGUGAUGGGCCAUUCUUUCGGUGGGGCAACAGUGAUCGAAGCCCUCUGCAAUGAGGUCAACUUCAAGUGUGGCAUUGCCCUGGACGCGUGGAUGUUGCCCCUGGAUGAGGAGAUCUACACCAGGGUAAAGCAGCCCAUCUUCUUCAUCAACUCUGAGAAGUUCCAGUGGGCCGGGAACAUCAUGGCCAUGAGGAAACUGGUCCCACCUGACUCCUCCUCCACACAGAGGAAAAUGGUCACCAUUAAGGGAACGGUUCACCAGAGCUUCCCAGACUUCACCUUCCUGACAGGCAAUUGGAUCGGGAAGAUCAUGAAGCUGAAAGGAGAAAUCAACCCUCAGGUUGCCAUCGAUCUCUGUAAUAAAGCAUCGCUAGCAUUCCUGCAGCGACACCUAGGUAUGGAUAAAGACUUCAAUCAAUGGGACCAUCUAAUAGAGGGCAAGGACGACAACCUCAUUCCAGGCACCAAUGUCACAGAACUACCUUAGUUCAAUUCCAUCUAAACUGUGCACUUUACACAGAGGGGAUGUUUGAUUUCCAGACAAUACCACUAGCUGAACUUAAGGUGCCAAUAUUUGUUGCACUGAGCCUUGAAACUGUUUAAUCAUAGACAAAAUGUAAAAUAGAUGCAAAGCAAUUUCUACUACAGGCCAUCUUAACCAGUACCUAAUUAUGAUUGCUCGGCGAGGGUGCAUAUCUCCAAGUAUUGAGAAACUGCUUUUUUGGUUUCAUAGUAUCUAUAUAGAGCAUCUAAGAACACAAUCUGCUGUACUCAGUAUGUUUUACAUGAACAAAGUUAUGGUUGCAGUGUGCUAUGCGAUUAUACACCUGUAUGGGAUAUUAUUCAAGAGUACGGUUUAGAAAUUGUUUGGAUCAUGGAGUCUUAACAGUUUCAAGAUUUCAUUUUAUAACCCCUAGAUGGUUAAUGUGAUUACGACUUUGAUUAAAUACUUGGUGUUUAUUUAGCAUGAUUGCACAGAGUACAGAUUGAGAUCAGGUAGCAUAGAUACAACAAGAAUCGAACAAAUUGAUUACACUUAGCUCACAAAGGAUGAGAUGUUUCUCGAUUCCUUUGAAUCAGAUCCAUAAAUGUGUCAUGUGCCUUAACCUACAGCAGCCUACCUGUGUCCUUCCACCUGGGUUGUAUUUGUUAGUCACCAAACACAAAACUCACGUAUACAACCUGAACUUGCCAAUGAGAAACGCUCCUUUUCCGUUUUCUGUUGCAAAACUUUCAGUAGUGUGGCCUAAUGCAGUUUCUUAACUCCUCGGGUUACCCCCAACAGCACAUAUUGUUGUGGCCCCAGACAAACUGAUUCUACUCGGGGGGGCUUGAUGAUUAGUUGACAAGUUGAAUCACGUGUGCUUGUCUUGGCCUCAAUGUGUGCUGUUUGGGGUAUUGGAGGACUGGAGUUGGGGGAAACACUCCACUAAUAAAUACAACACUGGGACACUCAAAUGUAACAGCUUAUUUUUCUGUCCUUCAUUUCCAUGCUUUUCAUAUUUACACUACUGUAAUCCAAUGCAUCUAAUUUGUAUACAACUAUAAAUGGAUACUGUGAACAUCGA
This is a messenger RNA of Oncorhynchus kisutch (coho salmon), 3162 nucleotides long. RefSeq names its product platelet-activating factor acetylhydrolase. Bases 702 to 2081 code for a protein of 459 amino acids. Gene Ontology annotation, molecular function: 1-alkyl-2-acetylglycerophosphocholine esterase activity. The record is from RefSeq and is a predicted model, not a curated record. NCBI's taxonomy places the organism in Eukaryota, Metazoa, Chordata, Actinopteri, Salmoniformes, Salmonidae. The transcript is spliced from 11 exons.